CAAUGUGCAGGACACCUGAAAGCGACACAAUCAACGAACAUUUCCCGAAGGGAUACUUAAAUUGAAAAACCUACACAAAACCCAGUGAAAAGUUUUCGAGCCUCAAAACCCGGCACCGAAAACCCCCAGAAAUCCGACCCAAAUGGUUAUGUCGCCAAGUAGACGACUGUCACCGCCAGGAAUUGCCACGCAUCCGAUGAACAUGCAUUUGAGCCAGCUGCAACACUCCCAGCUGCAAUUGUCGUCGCAGAUGCAUCAGAAGCUGGCGGCCGGACUGACGCCCAACCACAUGAGCGGCUUCUUCAAGAGCCCGUCAACGUCGCCGAGCAGUGCCGGCGCUAAUAUGAGCAACAGCAACAGUUUAAACAACAACAAUAACCAUCAUCACAUCAGCAAAAGUCAGAGUAACAACAACAAUAACAACGGAACGCCUACAAGUAUGCCGUCUGCCACGGAAUUAUCAACCCACCCUCUGAACCGUUUGCAGUCGAUGCAGCCGUUCGAUUUUCGGAAGUUGAGCGCAGCCGCCGCUGGGCUGAGUGCGUUCACAGCAGGUCUGCCGCCGCCACGACUAAGCCCGGAAGCAGCUGCCGCACAGCACCACUUCAACCAGCAGCAAGCCGCCGCAGCAGCCGCCUACUCACACGCUACAGCCAAACGGCGAGAAUCGCAAGCUUCCGACUCGUCACCAACUGCUCGAGACCAUGCAGCAGCCGCCGCUAACUUCAUGAAUCUCUCGAUGGCCGGCCACGGCCUACCAUUCCCAAUCCCGCCACCUCCUCCACCAACCUCGGUCGCCAUGUCCCUGGCCAACUCCUUAAACCACUCAGCUGCCGCAAUGGCCGCCUCUCUAUCGGGCAAUCCCCUAGCUGCAAGCUUUGUGGCGCAGUCCUUCCCAAACCUACUAGCAGCUUCAGCCGCCCGGGAACAUGCUCGCAGCAAGUCACCGCUAACCUCAAACCACAAGCUCACGCUUAAAACCGAAAAACCCUCGGACAAGUCUGACAUCGAGAAAAACCACCACCGCGAGGAAAGCGUGCUAAAUCUCAGCCGUGACCUAGCUGCUGCAGCUGCCGCUAACCAGCACAUCUCCCGUCAAGGUCUACCCUCGCACAUGGCCCGAAUCGGAGGCGCUGGGCUCCCCCCGCACCUCAAGAAACCUCAAUCUCCCAGCAAGCGCCAAUGGGGUUCCCUACCCCCAAACCUAGGCACCCAGUUCGUCAACCCGGCCACCGGCAAAAAGCGGGUCCAGUGCAAUGUCUGCCUGAAAACCUUCUGCGACAAGGGCGCCCUCAAGAUCCACUUCUCGGCCGUCCACCUGCGGGAAAUGCACAAGUGCACCGUCGAGGGUUGCAGCAUGAUGUUCAGCUCCCGACGAUCCCGCAAUCGGCACAGCGCCAACCCGAACCCGAAACUCCACUCCCCUCAUCUCCGUCGCAAGAUCUCACCCCACGAUGGACGCACCGCUCAACCCCAUCCGAUGCUUUUACCUUCGCCAGGACUCCCAAUGCCAAACGGACUCAACCCGCUGCAUCCGUUUGCCCCGUUCCCGUUGCUUCCACCCGGGGAUAUGCGACACCACUCGCUUUCCGCGCUCGAGUUCAAGGCCAACAUGGAGGCUAGCAUGCACCGGCGGCUACAAGAGCAGGAGAAACAACGCGCUGCCGCCGCCGCUGGAGAAGGUCAACGACCGCAGUCCAUGAGUCCAGAGAACUACCGCUAUAGGAGUCCGCUGGACGACAACGUGGACAAAUACGGCAGCUCGAUCGGAAGCCACCUGGACGAUCUGGAUGACGAUGACGAUGAUGACGACAAAAAUGGAAUCGUUAUCGAUGGACACGACGAUGACGACGAUGACGAUAUGCAGGGUUUCGAUAUGUCGAUGAGUUCCGAAUCGGAGGAUGUGAAGUCGUUCCAUCACUCGGGAACGCCGGAGCAGGAGUACGAUAGUGAUCGUUUGAGUAACCAUCAUCUGCGAUACCAGGAAGCUUCCGAGAUGGGAUCGGAGAAUGAGCCGCAGGACUUUAGCAUAGCGAAAACGGUGGUGACCAAGCAGGAAAAGCAGCAUUCCGUGAGUUCGGAUGGUGAUGAAGUUGGUAGUAACGUCGACAGUAAUGAAGAUUCCUCAGUUAACGAUUCGCAAUUGGCGCGGGAUGAUUUGAACGCAGCUAUGUCGAUCAACAAACGCAAGAGGAAGAGCAUGAACCCGACAAAGUGUGCAAUUACGCAGGAGGAGAGUGAAGAAAGGGAUGGUGAUGAGGCUGAACCAUUGAUCAAGCAGAUUAAGUUAGAGACGGCGCCGCUUUCGUUGGUGAAUGAUCGACGAGAAUCGGUUUCGCCGCGUGCGAAUGGUGAAGCUGCUCCUGAGGAAGCUGAGGCUGUGGAAGAGAAUUCGUCGGCGAUGAAGAUUAAGGCGGAACCGAGUGAGCCGCAGGAUGAGGCGGAAAACCUGUCGCUAGAUCUGUCGAAGAAGCGUUCAACGCCGGACGUUAACGCGAAUGAAAAGUUCACCAAAUAUACGAUCGAGUGUAAACCGGCCUCGGAGCUGAUGGAGGAUCCGAUGUCCCUGGUGCGCCCGAUGCGAGAGGAAGAAUUGCGCAUUGAAGCGGAAGAUUUGCGGAGACCUAGCUCGGUUGAAAGCAAGAAGAGCGCAGAGGGAUUGGAUGCCGCGAAUACGCUGCGGAGGUUGGAGAAUCUCUCGCACGGGCCGUUAAACGAAAUGAUGCAACGAGGAGGACUGCCGCAGUUUCCUCCACUGAGCUAUCUGAUGAAUGCUGCCCCACCAAGUCCGGCGAGGUCUAGAAGUCCUUCGCCACAUCCAACGGGGGCUAGUCCGCAGCACGAGAUCGACUCCGACGACAACGUAGAUUACUGCGAGGAAGGCAACUGCUUCAGUGACCCAAAUACACCUCUCGACAAAGAUAACCCAAAGAAAUGUUCCGCUUGCGGUAGAAUGUUCCAGAACCACUUCGCUGUGAAGGCUCACUACCAAAAUGUGCAUCUCAAGCUGCUGCACAAGUGCAAUAUCGAUGGCUGUAAUGCGGCCUUCCCUUCGAAACGUAGCCGCGAUCGUCAUGCUUCGAACCUGAAUCUUCACCGGAAGCUGCUCUCUACUAGCUCGGAUAGUAGUGAAACGGUCCUGCCGAUGGAGAAACAGUUCCCCUCCUUCCCCGGACCACUUCCCACUGAGUUCCUAGCCCGGCUUUAUGCCGACUCCCAGAAGUUCCCUAUGAACUUGGAAGCCUUCAAGAACCACCUCCCGAAUGCCGGUACUUACGCGGAUCACUUCCUAAACGCAAACGGCCAGCGAUUCCCGCCGGCAGCCGCCAAUCCUUUCCUGUUCCCACCGCUGGGAGGUCUCGCCGGUUUUCCGGGACUGUCACAGUUCUCCCACCUUCUGCCACACCCCCUGAACGGCAUCUCGUCCCAGCUGACCACCGGCGGCGGCGGCGGCCGAAUGUCCCGCUCGGAUUCACCCAUCUCAGCCUGUUCCCCGCCAACCUCCACCAACAUUCCCUCACCCCUUUCGCACCAUCACCAUUCGGAUCAGCAGCAGGAAUCGGCCGCAGCUAUGCACCGAUCGCCGGCGGCCACGCCACUCGAGGAGGCACGCAAGGGCCAGAAAACUCCGGACUCCCUUUCGUGACCGACCAUGAUGCUGAUGGCGGGAAUCCAGCAACGGCAAUAGUCAGUAUGCGCACACGGCAGAUGAACAGCAACAGAUUCAGGGAUUCCACAGUUCCCCAACCCUCUUCACCACCCACCCGCCUCGGGCUAAUCAAAAGAGGCCCGCUCGCGUGUGUGAGUGUUUGUGUAUAGCAUAGGACGAUUAAUUAAGGAGGGCGCGUGCGCUCCCAAGCAAUGAUGUUAUCUCGGCAAUGAUGCAAUUGGAGAAAAAAAACAACUCUAGAACAGAAAAAAAAAACCCAGACGCAAACUCGAAAGACUCAAAUUUUCUUGUUUCGAAUUUUUGUUGAUUUUUAUUUUCGCUCUGGGUAUUAAGAUUGAGGAUUAAUCAAGCAUAUAAAGGAAAAAGUGAUCUCGUUUGACUCUCUUUUUAUAAAUAUACUUAUUUUGUAAUUAACGGUUAUCGCUAUUAAAUUAGGUUCUCCACGAGCUUAUCCGGAUGGAUUUUUAUUUCGUCCGGGUUCGAAUUAAGCUUAUCUCCCCCUCUUCUGAGCGCUGUGUUAGGGCUUCAAAAAAAAGUCGGAGAGAUCGUAAAUCACACUUAACGCAAAGUGCCCCCAGUGAUAUGUAACAAAAAAAAUUCUCAUGUUUUGGCACAGUUUCGAGGUUCAAAAACCGAAGCAAAAGCUCAUUUCGAACCACUAUUUCACAAGCAUAAAAUUUAAGGUUUUUAUUAGAAAAUUGAAACAAAAAUUAAAUCCGUAGCUUUCAUAAGAAAAAAAAAAAAGAAAUCGUAACACGUAAGCUUCUCCAGUUCCUAAAAAUGAGAAAAAAAAAUUUCCCCUGUGUAGCUUUCAUUCAUCGAAAGUUGGCGUAGACUUUUCCCAAAAAUUAAACAAACAACGAACUUUUACUUAAACAAACAUGUUUACUGUUUUUAACCAACGUACCUUUUAUUUUAUUUUAUCUCAUCAAACUAUUUAAAAAAAACACCAAAAUCUUCCACUACAAAAAUUAGACCCCUAGAUAAACGCUAAUUGUAAAACAAGAGAUCAAACAAAUGAACAAAACAACUUACGAAACAAACAAACAAACAAAGAAUCCCCUACUGAAUAUUCUCUAGGCUUAGAAGCUCGUCGCCGCAGACGAAUCGAUUCAAUAAAAUAUGUAAUAAUAAUAAUUGAAAAAUGUGCAAUAUUUUCGUCCUCUUUUGUGGUCUGUAAUAGGUAAUUGAUAGUAGUCCCUUAGUGUAAUUAUUGAAAAAAAAAAACAAAAAGCAGCGCAUAGUUACAAGAUAUGUACUUUUACGCAAACACUCUAGCCGUUAAGGGGAAACAAAUUUAGCAUAUUUAACCUUCUAAGUGAAUGAAUAAGUAAUUUAAACGUGAAUAAAAAAAAAACUUAUAAAAAUAUAAAUAAAAAUUCUACACUUUAGGAAAAAGAAUCGGACGUAAUGAAAGAAAAACCUGUAAAUAGUCUUAACAUUAAAACAUCAAAAGAACAGCGUAGAUAAUUACUUAAAUUGAUAUUAUCGGUUAGAAGGCCAGCUUCAUUCUAAAUGAAGCGUCAACAAAGAGAGAAUCAACUUACGAUUACGUAAAAUAAAAAAAAAUUAAACAUAGAAACUAACACACACACACAUCUCUUAUCCAUUCAUUCAAAAAUGAAAGAAGAACAAAAAUCAUAAAAAAUAUGAAAGAAAAAAUAUCAAAAAUAUCAAUAAUUAUACGAAUAAAAACAAACCAACAAUACACAUUAUCCCGCAAAACGGUAUCGUUUAAUGUUUUCCACGAAAAAAUCAAACGUAAAAAAAAAAACAAAUCUUUCGACUAUUGAAAAAAAACCUACUUGUUUCCGUUUCCGGCGUUAAGUUGUGUUGUCUUCUUGUUCCAAAUUGGCGCAAUAUAUUUCUCUCUAACAAUAUCAGUUUUUAUGAUACCGCAACAAACAAAUCAAAUACCUACCUUUAUAUUUAUUAUUUUUUAAUUGAACGGCGAAUAAAAUAUCGUGUCUUUCUCUCUAACUGCAAGAAGAACAAAGUAAAAAAAAUCAAACGUCACAAGCUGGACGAAGGUGAAAAAAAAAAGAAAAAAAAACAAUGAAAACAACCCUCCCAAAAAGUGGAAAAAAUAUGUGAAAAUAAA
This is a messenger RNA of Uranotaenia lowii, 5771 nucleotides long. RefSeq lists its product as uncharacterized. Bases 143 to 3646 code for a protein of 1167 amino acids. Lineage: Eukaryota; Metazoa; Arthropoda; Insecta; Diptera; Culicidae. The transcript has a single exon. Gene Ontology annotation, cellular component: nucleus. The record is from RefSeq and is a predicted model, not a curated record. Gene Ontology annotation, biological process: regulation of DNA-templated transcription.